UGUGUGUGUGUGUGUGUGUGUGUGUGUGUGCGCACGCGUAAAUGUUGGUGUCUGGCCGUGUGUGUUUAAAUUUUUGCAUUCUGCGCUAACGAUAUGGCCCGGCCGAUGCCUAGCUCCCCUCCAGCCCCCUCUAUUUAUCCCUCCAGCUCCCUCUAUAUAUCCCUCCAGGCUCCAGCCCCCUCUAUAUAUUCCGUAUAAAAACGGGUGGCGCGCCACUCCCGGACGCGCACUGCGAGGAGAGCUUGCUUUGCCCGACACACGCACGCACCCCCCCUCCCCUGCGCUGCAUGGAUGCUUCAUCAGCUCAGCAUCCUCUACCCUGUGCAAGUCAGCGGGAUUACCACAGGACCACAGGACGGGAGGACGCUGCAUCUAAUUAGCCCAGUGUCUCAAGAACCCUAGAUUACGGAUAAGGAGUGAGAGAGAGCAGUUGCCAUGGCGAACAGAGGACCCACCUAUGGACUGAGCAGGGAGGUCCAGGAGAAGAUUGACCAGAAGUACGACCCCGACCUGGAGCAGCGCCUGGUCGACUGGAUAGUGGCCCAGUGUGGGGGCAACCUGGAGAGGCCGCAGGCGGGGAAACACAACUUCCAGGCCUGGCUGAUGGACGGAACAAUCCUCUGCAGGCUGAUAAACAGCCUCUACCCCAGGGGAAAAGAGCCCAUUAAGAAGAUUCUAGAAACACAGAUGGCCUUUAAACAGAUGGAGAAGAUUUCAAAUUUUCUACAAGCCACGGAGGCCUAUGGGGUCAUCACUACCGACAUCUUUCAGACUGUGGAUCUCUGGGAAGGUAAGGACCUGGCAGCGGUGCAGAGGACCCUCAUGGCACUAGGCAGUGUGGCGGUCACUAAGGACGAUGGUCACUACAGAGGGGACCGCGACUGGUUCCACAGGAAGGCCCAGGGUUACCGGCGGGAGUUCACCGAGGAGCAGCUCCGACAGGGUCAGAGUCUGAUCGGACUGCAGAUGGGCAGCAACCGCGGGGCGUCCCAGUCCGGAAUGACGGGCUACGGCAUGCACCGCCAGAUCAUGUAGCGCCUCACACACACACACACACACACGCACACGCACACGCACACACACACACACACCUCCUCUGGAAACCCUCAAAGGAGUCAGAUACCUCUGCAUAUAACCACUGUACCUCGCUUAGCCACUUCACAAAGUCCCUCCGUCUUGCUAAUGCUGCAGCUGUAGUCAACAGUGUCCCCUAACCUAUAGCUAUAGUGAUGAGUCCUGAAGCUGUGUCCCCUAACCUAUAGCCAUAGUGACGAGUCCUGAAGCUGUGUGCCCUAACCUAUAGCCAUAGUGACGAGUCCUGAAGCUGUGUGCCCUAACCUAUAGCCUAUAGUGACGAGUCCUGAAGCUGUGUGCCCUAACCUAUAGCCAUAGUGAUGAGUCCUGAAGCUGUGUCCCCUAACCUAUAGCCAUAGUGAUGAGUCCUGAAGCUGUGUCCCCUAACCUAUAGCCAUAGUGACGAGUCCUGAAGCUGGUCCCUUAAGUCCUCAUUGUUCCCUAAACUAUAGCCUUGGUGCUGAGUCCUGAAGCUGGUCCCUAAGGUCAUCAUGGUCGGGGCUUGUUCGCCUUACCGCUGUUCUCUGUCAGAACUCCUGAAUAAUUGAAUGAUUGUUUGAAUGUGGGCAAGGGAGUCAUUCAGUUUUAAUUUAUAGUCCUGCCGAAAGAGGCCAUGAUUAGAUUCCCUCUGCCCAAAUAAGCUUAUUGAAAAUUUCUUUUUUUUACUUAUUAAAGCAGUUAUGUACCCACUGUAAAGCUAGUAUCAUAGCUUGUCUUGGCUUAUUUUUGGUAUUCACGUGUACAAAUAUUUAUAAAUAUAUAUUUAUGUGCAUCAUCUUUUGUUCACCAUGGUCCGUUUAAAUGUUGAGUUGAUCUAUCUGUAAUAUAAGUCCCCAUGAGCUGCCAAGGCUCUGCUCUCUCGCCUGAGGACUUAUGGCAAGGUCUUCAGCGGGCCACUCACAUCACGCUGUGCCUGGAUGGCGGAACACGCAGACUGUCUGAUGUUUCCCCCUCACUGUCAAGAGACCCUAGGAGAAACCAGGGUUGGACUCAGUUGUAAAUGUAUGAUGUAAAUGUAUUUUAGUUUAUUUAGAUGACAUCUCUGUCCACGUUGGGCGCCGGCAGGUACAGGUGUGUGUGCUGUAGCAGCUAACUGUAGGUCACUGAUGUUUAUAUAUACGUUUAUAUAAAGCCUGUCUGGAUGCAAUGUUUUGUCAUGUAAAGUGGUGAUUUUGAAAUGUCUUGAUAAUUGGAUGCUUGCGUAUGACAAUAUGACAAAUUACUGAAAUAAAUGAUGAGAAACGUGUAAA
Messenger RNA from Gadus macrocephalus (Pacific cod), 2324 nucleotides. RefSeq names its product transgelin 3b (gene tagln3b). The transcript has 5 exons. Bases 436 to 1035 code for a protein of 199 amino acids. Gene Ontology annotation, molecular function: protein binding. The record is from RefSeq and is a predicted model, not a curated record. NCBI's taxonomy places the organism in Eukaryota, Metazoa, Chordata, Actinopteri, Gadiformes, Gadidae.